Molecule: messenger RNA, 906 nt
Organism: Alligator sinensis (Chinese alligator)
Lineage: Eukaryota; Metazoa; Chordata; Crocodylia; Alligatoridae
Gene: KCTD16
Product: potassium channel tetramerization domain containing 16
Exons: 1
Coding region: 1-906 (301 amino acids)
Biological process (GO): regulation of G protein-coupled receptor signaling pathway; protein homooligomerization
Cellular component (GO): postsynaptic membrane; presynaptic membrane
Molecular function (GO): protein binding
Source: RefSeq, a predicted model, not a curated record
AUGGCUCUGAGUGGAAACUGCAGGACUUACCUCCCUGCUAGAGAACAAGGGGCUGGUCUUCACUCCUUCCCUGAGGUGGUGGAGCUAAAUGUGGGUGGCCAAGUUUACUUCACUCGCCAUUCCACCCUGAUAGGCAUCCCCCACUCCUUGCUGUGGAAAAUGUUCACCCCGAAGAGAGACACAGCCAAUGAUCUAGCCAAGGACUCCAAGGGAAGGUUCUUCAUUGAUAGGGAUGGCUUUCUUUUCCGCUACAUUCUGGACUAUCUCAGGGACAAGCAAGUGGUCCUGCCUGACCACUUCCCAGAGAAGGGAAGGCUCAAGAGGGAAGCUGAAUACUUCCAGCUUCCAGACUUGGUCAAACUCCUUACUCCUGAUGAUAUCAAGCAAAGCCCUGAUGACUAUUGCCACAGUGAUUACGAGGAGGUUUCCCAAAGCAGUGACACAAGAAUAUGCCCCCCAUCAUCGCUCUUACCUUCUGACCGAAAGUGGGGAUUCAUUACCAUUGGGUACAGGGGGUCAUGCACCAUCGGCAGAGAGAGCCAAGCUGAUGCCAAAUUCAGGAGAGUUCCAAGGAUUUUGGUUUGUGGAAGGAUUGCUCUAGUCAAAGAGGUCUUUGGAGAAAGUUUGAAUGAGAGCAGAGACCCCGAUAGGGCUCCGGAAAGAUACACCUCCAGGUUCUAUCUCAAGUUCAAGCACCUAGAGAGGGCUUUUGACAUGCUGUCAGAAUGCGGAUUCCACAUGGUGGCCUGUAAUUCCUCAGUAACGGCUUCUUUUGUCAACCAAUACACAGAUGACAAGGUCUGGUCCAGCUAUACUGAAUACGUCUUCUACCGUAAGUACAAGCUAUUUGCAGUGCAAAAAUUAAUCAUCUGCUUAAAGUCGGUCUUUUUUUCAAAUUUUUCUUAG